AUGAUUGAUUAUGAGGCUAGUGGUGGUGGCGUUGAAGAGUCAAAGAAGCUGAAGCUCUAUUCAUAUUGGCGGAGCUCUUGCUCUUGCCGUGUUCGUAUUGCUCUCAAUCUGAAAGGACUUGAUUACGAGUAUAAAGCUGUUAACUUGGUCAAAGGAGAGCAGUUCAGUCCUGAGUAUUUGAAGCUCAAUCCUAUUGGUUAUGUGCCGGUGCUAGUGGAUGGUGAUAUAGUAGUUGCUGACUCUUUUGCCAUCUUAAUGGCGAGUAUUGCAUGUUCUUCCUCUUUAUAUCUGGAAGAGAAGUAUCCUCAACAUCCAUUGUUGCCCCAAGAUCUGCAAAAAAGAGCAAUCAAUUACCAGGCCGCAAAUAUUGUUUCCUCAAGCAUACAGCCUUUUCAGAAUCUAGCUGUAUUGAAGUAUAUUGGGGAAAAAGUUGGUCCUGAUGAGAGGCUUCCUUGGGUUAAAUAUUGCAUUGGAAAUGGCUUUGCAGCUCUUGAAAAGCUAUUAAAAGGCUAUGCUGGAAAAUAUGCUACUGGAGAUGAGGCUGAUUUGUUUCUGGCACCCCAGAUCAAUGUAGCAAUUAAAAUGUUCAAGCUUGACAUGGUAGUGCCCUCCUCUCUCUUCCCCCCAGGAAAAAAAUAA
Molecule: messenger RNA, 639 nt
Organism: Ilex paraguariensis (yerba mate)
Lineage: Eukaryota; Viridiplantae; Streptophyta; Magnoliopsida; Aquifoliales; Aquifoliaceae
Source: the annotation of a GenBank genome assembly